This is a messenger RNA of Paramecium tetraurelia, 5700 nucleotides long. RefSeq lists its product as uncharacterized. The record is from RefSeq and is a predicted model, not a curated record. The transcript is spliced from 7 exons. Lineage: Eukaryota; Ciliophora; Oligohymenophorea; Peniculida; Parameciidae.
AUGCUAAAAUCUUUAUUAUUAGUACUCCUUUUGGCUUUGGUCACGUUAUCGAAGCAUAUUGGAAAUCAAAUAAUCGAAUUAGACGAAGUCAAUUACUAAGUAAUAAUUAAAGUAAUUGAUUCCUCUGGGUAUGCUUUAUCUGGAGUGAUUGUUAAUGCUAAGAAUCUUAAUACAAUUAUUGGAGAGAAAGAUCAAAUGACUGAUGGUGCAGGUAUUGUGACUUUUACUGGAAAAAUCACAAAACAAACUUCUUAUCAAAUCACAGCAAUUGCAUCAACUACUUUUAACGACAUUACAACUUCAGGUAAAAUAGACGGGGUUGUGGAUUCAAAAGGCACAAUUGUUUUUAAUGGCAAAUUACAAUUCACAUAAUCAAAUGUUUAAGUUCAAGAUGUGUUUUAACGAGGAUUAAUAAUAUUAAAAACCCAAUCAAACUCCAAACCUCUCCCUGGUGUAGUUGUAAAGUUCACAGCCAUUUACUCAGAAGAUAAAUAAACUAAGGAAAUAAAUUUCAAAGCCACAACGGAUGAAAAAGGUGAAGAAUACGUCAGAUUUUUGUUGCCUUCCCAAAAGCCUGCUUUUAUUAUUCUCUACACCGCCUCAAAAAAUGAAUAUUGGAAUUCUUUAUAAAUGAACCAUAAUGCUCAAGAAUUUGCAUUAUCUCCUGUGAAGAAAUAUGAACUACCGAUAACAAUAAAUUUGGAUCCUGGUUAAUUCAAGUUUAUACUAACAGCAUUAAUUUAAGAUCAAACAAAUAAGCCAUUGACAGGAGCUAAAUUAUAAAUAGGAGGAAUGAACUUGGGUUCUAAUGCAGAACUAGAAUCACUCAAUGCAGCAAGUGGAGCAGAUGGAAAGAUCAGUCUCACUUUACCACUAAAAGCAACUGAUAAGAUUCAUGUGAAGGAGUAAAUCACAAAGGAUGAAUAUAUUGGACAGAGUAAAGAAUUUGAUGAAUUGUUUGAUUUAAAUGUCAAAAAGGAUUAAUUCACUCAUGAUUUAGGAAUAAUAAUAUUAUAAGAAGCAUCCGGAGAUCUAUAAAUUUCUGGAAUAAUUACUGAUUCAUCAAAGUAGGUUCAGUUUGUACAAGGAGCAACAAUAGUGUUUACAAUUUUAGACAGCAUAUAACCAGUAUCAGCCACUACGGAUGCUCAGGGUAAAUUUAAGGCUGAAAUCUAUGUACCUGCAAAUAAAGAUUUGCAAUUAAAAGCAACAGUCACAGCCAAAGGAUUUAUGAAUAAGGUAGCUGCUCCAAGAUAAAUUAAUGUGUCUUCUAAAUAACCUCUAUAGAUAUCCUUUGAUGUAGUUUUGGAUAGAACAAUUAAAAAUAUCAAAAUAAAAGAUAAACUCAUCGAUCCAAGUGGUAAACCUGUUCAAAAUGCAAUUGUUAAAAUUGUUGAGAGUAAUCCAACAAUGCCUGAUAAAACUCUAUAUAAUAAGGAGAUAAUCGAUAAUGCAGAUGGUUCAUUCGAAUAUCCGUUUAGUUGUUACGAAGAUGUAAAGUUUUAAGCAACCUUUGUAUUUCAAGUACCUUAAUUUGUGCCUGUCACAUAUAAAACAGGAGAUUUAGAGUGCAAAGACUAAGAUUUAUUGAAAUAUUCAAUGACAUUGUCAAAAUAGACAUCAAUUCUCUUAAUCAAAGGGUAAGUAAUAGAUGUGGAUUAAAAACCAAUGAAAGGAGUAGCUCUUAAAUUCAAGUCUGACCCUGUAUUAGAUGUGCCAAAUGCUAAUUUAGUUACCGAUGCAAAUGGUAAUUGGUAAGUUGAAAAAUUAACUGUCAUUCCAACAACAACUUAUAAAUUUACCAUUGAAUAUACUAAUGAUGUCAAAUAAGUAGUAGAAGUACUAUAGACAUUUACUCCUACAAUGGAUAAGGAGUAGACAUUCAACUUUCCAAUUAUUGGAUUUUAAAGAUAUGUUAAAGCUAAAAUUGCAGGUAAGAUAGCCCCUGUAGACGGUAAAGGAGCUAUCCCAUUACCUUUAGUCAUAACAUGUGAUGGCAAAGGAAAAGAUGGGAAACCAAUUGUUUUAGAAACUACAACAAAGGAAGAUGGAUCAUAUUCAGUAGAUGUUGAAGUAUUAGUAGGAGCAGAUAAACCAUUAUCAUGUGUUGUGACUAAUGGGGGUGCUGGUAGUGGUAGUAAUGCUGCUUCACCUGUGUAACCCAUAAAAGUAGAGACAAAGGUAUCUGCUCCAACUUGGAUUAGCAAUACAAAUAUUCCAGUUACUUAUAAUACAGUGGACAUAGUAUUAAAAGGAACUGUCAGUGAUAAAACUAAAACAAUUACAACUGUUGAAGGUGUAGAUAUUACUUUAAUUAUCACUCCCCAAGAUGUUUACAUUUAAAAUCCAGGUAAGCAUUUACUUGAAUAGUACAUUUUAAUGAAAAGACAUUUCUAAAGUACAUCUCAAUCCAUAUUGUAAACAAAAUCUGCAAAAGAUGGGUCCUAUGAAUUUAAAUUUAAAGCUGUUUAAGCAUAUCCAUUAAAAUUUGAGAUUUAAGCAAAAAAAGAUCCAAUAUUUACUCCUUAUGAAAAGAAAGGAAUUGAAGAGAAAUGUUUGAAAUCGGAAACUCUAACUGAAGACAUUGAAAUAGACAGAGUUAGGAUGUUGACAAAAUUACACUCAAUUUUAAGCGGCACUGAUAAAAAGCCAAUAAUUAAUGCAUCUGUCAAAAUGACUUCAUCGGACCCAAUUAUGAAAGAUUCUAAAUAUUACAAUUUACCAGUUAAAGAUGACGAUAAAGGAUCCUUCUUUUUGGAUUUCGAAUGCUAUAAAGAUUUUGACUAUGUAGUUGAUUUAUAGAUAGAUGUACCUCAGUAUGUUCAAUAAAACAUCAAGAGUUCCAAAUUCAAAUGUUCUUAAGCUCUAACAGAACUAAGUCCUAUUACUUUAACUUUGGAGAAAAUACAAAUUAAAGCCAUUCUUUCAGGUAAAGUGAUUGAUCCUUCUGGAAAUGGAGUACCUAAUUUAGCUAUGAGUCUCACAACAGAUCCAGAAAGUGCAACUGUAGAAACUAAGACUUUAACAGAUGGAACAUGGACUGUAACUGAUUCUAAGAUCUAUCCAAAUACAGAUUACAAAGCCAUAAUCACUUAUUUAGACAUCAAUAAAUAACAGUAAAAAAUAGAAUAAAAGUUCACAAUUUAAAGUGACAACUAAAAAGUUCAAAUUCCAGAUAUAAAUUAUUAAGCUAUUGUGAAUGCCAAAAUAUAAGGAAAGAUUGAUUUAGAAAAAGGAACUUUAAGUUCACCAGUCAAAAUCAAUUUAACAUGUCCCAAAUUUAAAGAUGCUAAAGGAGUUGAAAUUAAUCAAGAUUUCUCAACUGAUAACAAUGGAAAUUUCGAUAUUCCUUUACAAAUAUUGGCUAAACAUGAUGAUAAAAUAGAAUGCACACUAAAAACAAAAGAUUCUCUAUAAGAAACUACAUAAAAAGUUGAAUUAGUGGCUCCAAAGUUUUAAGUUUAAGGAAUUUCGAUAAAAGCUAAAUUAAUUACUACGAUAUUUACUAUAUCAGGGAAAUUAAUAGAUAAUUCAAAAGUGGAAGAUAAAUUACCCGGAUUAAAAAUAACAUUAACAUUGAAACCAUCAGACCCUAUUUCUAGUUAACCUAUUAUUAGUAAAAGUAUUAACGAUGGAACAUAUUCUUUAAUUGUUGAAGUUGUAAGAGGUAUAACUUAUGAGGCUGCAAUCAAUAUAGAUGCAUAACCUUAAUUUAAUGUUGUUAAUGAAAAAUUGCAAUUACUUGGUAAAGAAGAUAAAUAAAGUAUUUCAAAAGAUAUUACUCUAAUAAGAUCUAUUGUAGAUUGUACUAUCAGUGGAUAAUUGGUGGAUAUGAAUUAAAAACCAAUCCCUAAUUCAAAAAUUGAAAUUUUAAGUUCAGAUCCCCAAAUGACUAAUGCUUAGCUAUAUAAUAAAUUUGCUAUUGCUCCAAAAGGAGAUUUCUAAUUGCCAUUUUAAUGUUACAAUUCUGUUUCAACAACUCUUAAGAUGGAUAUGGAAUCAGAUGUAUAUCCUAAAACAGCCUUAUCGCCAUAAGUAUUUACCUGUGGAGAGAAAGACCUUAAACUAAAGCCUAUUGUAGUAUCUACAAAAUCUGUUCAGAUUACUGUUUCUGGUGUUUUAACAGAUAGUAGUGGAGUGACCAAAAAUGUAUAAAAUGCUCAAAUAGAAAUAAUUCUUAAUCCUGCUGAUCCUUUAGCAUCAAACUUGUAAACAAAGUCAGAUUUAAAUGGCAAGUAUUCUUUAAGUUUUGGUGCAGUCUAAGAUUAGAUAUACACAGCUGUUAUAUAAAUAACUAAUUCUGACUUUAAUCCAUAUAAAUCCUCAAAUAUUCAGAUUAAAGCUGAUAAAGUAUAAACUCUAACACAUGAUGCAACAAUGGAUAGAAUCAUACUGUAAGCAACCAUUACUUCGACAAUUACCGAUCCAUCAGGUAAAGCACCUCCAACAUCUACUUUGACAGUUGAAUCCUUAUAACCUACAGUUAAAGGAACCGAAAAAACUUAAAUAACUGGAAAAACUGAUGCUGCUGGAAAAUUCAGUUUAUAGGCCCCUUGUUAUAAGAACGUAGAUGAAUCUUUUGUAUUAGAUGUUAAAGCUGAUAAAUACAAAGAUGUAAAAUCAGAUAAGAUUCAAUUUUCAUGUUCUGGUCCAGCUAUAUCUAUACCCCCAGUUAAAAUUAAAUAUGAAUUAGCGCCUACUAACACAAAGUUAACAGUUGGAGGAGAAAUAAUUGGACCAAAGGGUAAAGGUCAAUCAGGUGUGAAUGUCAAACUAACAUCAGAUCCUGCUACUAAAGAUUUUGAAGCAAAAACUGGAUCAGAUGGUAAAUGGUCUAUUUUAGAUGAUCAAUUACAAUUUGGUGCCAAAUAUCAAUUGACAGAAUCAUUUAAUGAUGCUAUCGGCCAAAAUCAUAAAGUUACAUAACCCUUUUAAACAAAUGAUGAGAAAUCUGAAAUGACAUUUGCAAAAUAGUAUUAUGAUGAUUUUGUACCUUGCGAAAUAGAUGGUAAAAUAACAACAGAGGGAGGAAUUUUCCCAUCCAAUGUUCUGGUUAGUUUGUAAUGUGAUGCUUUUGGUGAAAAUAAAGUACCUAUUGAUCUUAAAACAAAUACAGAUUCUACUGGAGCAUAUUAAUUCAAAUGGAAGAUGCUCAUGAAUGCUAAUUCUAAUGUUGAUUGUUUACUUAUUUCACAUGAAACUGCCAAAUUCUAAUAAACAAAUAGUAGAUUCAAAAUAAAUCCUAAUAGUGAUGUUAUGAAGAUCACCACUUAAGCUCAGGUGACAGAACAAUUCAAAGCACAACUUACUAAAUAUUACCAAUUUACUAUAAUAAAUGGUGCUGUUAUUGCUGAAUUCGAUUGCAACUCAAAAUUAGAAUGGAAAGGAUUAGAAGGAGUCAAUAUUAGACUUAAGUAAUGGAAUGGAGUUGACUAUGUAGAUCUAAAAAUUGAAACAAAGAGUGACAAAGAUGGUCUCUUUGUUAUUAAGCAUUAAAUUCUGAAAAGUUAAAUUUAAAAUGAGAUGAGAUUAGAAUUUACAAAAUAAAAUUACAUUCCAACUACGGCCGAGUUUAAUCUUUAUUCAUUUGAUCCUUAAUCAGAUGGAUCAUAUCUUGUCUAAUUAUCCAAUAUUAGGAUGGUCAAAAUUGGUUUGCCAGACAAAUGCCCAUCAAUUAAGAAAAAUAAACAUCAUCAAUGA